Molecule: messenger RNA, 10364 nt
Organism: Chinchilla lanigera (long-tailed chinchilla)
Lineage: Eukaryota; Metazoa; Chordata; Mammalia; Rodentia; Chinchillidae
Gene: Helz2
Product: helicase with zinc finger 2, transcriptional coactivator
Exons: 19
Coding region: 403-9156 (2917 amino acids)
Molecular function (GO): RNA nuclease activity; RNA binding; ATP hydrolysis activity
Source: RefSeq, a predicted model, not a curated record
UGAGUCACCCCAGGGGCAGAAUCGAAAGUGAUCUCUGCUCUGGCCAGAGCCUCUGCACGCAGGGUGAGCCCCGCGCGGUAGGAGGGACUGGAUGGGGAGGGGAGGGGGCGGCUGUGCCCUGCAGCCUGGGAAGCUUGGGGACCCACAAAGGCCCAUGUGCAGGCGUGCUGGGUGAGCUGCCCUGGAGGGGUCCCAGCAUCCCAGCGCCCCCGGCCCCACAGCAGUGCAGCCCAAACUCCCUUGUCUCCUGGCUGGCUCCAGCUGCCUGGCUGUGCAGACUUUCUCUGGACUCCGAAGUUCCCACUUGGGGUGCAGAUGUCUCACCGUGGGCUGUGGUCCCAGUGGACCAGCUGAGCCCAGGAGUCUUGAACACCACCCUGAACAGCCUGGCCAGUAUCAGAAAUGGCGUCCGUGGGGUGUGGCAUGUCACCCACCAGCCCCUUGGCCACCAGAGGGCUGCCUCUGGCCACGCUCUUUAGCCAAAUAGACCUCUGUCUGGGCUGUCCCCGCUGCACCCAGCGCCUCAAUGAGAGCACCUAUGUCCUGCACAAGGUGGCACACAGAUGCUCCUGUGAGAUCCUUCUGGCUCGCUUUAAGCAAGCUGCCAAGAGAAAGGUCUGGCGAGAGGUGGGCCACCGGCCCCGCUUCCCAAGGCCGUGGCGAUAUAAAGUGUGUCGCUACUACAGCCCUGGGCUGGGCUGCCAGUACCACCGAAAUAGGUGCACCUUUGCCCGAAGCCCUGAGGAGGCUCUGGUUUGGACCUUUGAACGCAAGCACAGCCUCUCCCGCCUGUGGCUGAAGGCUGCAGUGCGGGGCGAUGAGCCCCAGCGUGGGCUAUCUGAGGCUGCUGACACCAUCCUUGCGGAGUUUGGUGGCCACUUUCAGCUGCUCUGUGCCCACUGCUUCAGGGACUGCCCGCAGCGUCUUCGCCCUGUGGACCCCCAGGGACAGUGCCCUGGGCACGGAACUUGCCCUGCACUCCUGGUACAUGUCAGCACCAAGGGCCACAAGCGCCAGUUCACCGAAGUGCGGCCAAAGCCCCAGAAUGGCCGUCCGCUGCGCUAUUGCAUGUUUGUGGAGCGUGGGCAACCGUGCCGCCACGGGGCAGCCCGCUGCCAGUUUGCACACAGCGCUGUGGAGAUGGCUGUGUGGGAGGCUGAGCAGUUGGGUGGGCUCCAGCGAGAGGCCCUGCGUGCAUUGCCUACCCUCGGGAAAGACAAGCACACAGCUCCCCACAGCCGGUCCCGCCAGGGCAGCCAGCCCUCUGAGGUAGAGCUGUACUGCUACACCUGCCUGGUUACCUACCGUUCUCAGGAGGCCUUUGAGAACCAUUGUGCCUCCCUAGAGCAUGCACAGAUGGUGGCCUUUGACCAGGCUGUGCCCUGGGAGCACCGCGCCCCACCCAUGGGGCUCUCCAAAUUUGAGCUCUGCCCAAGGCCUGACCUCUGUGAGUACGGGGACGUCUGCACUCAGGCACACUCAGAACAGGAACUGCAGGAGUGGGUCCGGCGGGCACACGCCAUGGAGCUGCGGGAGCAGGCAGCCUGGCAGGAUGGGCUGGUGUCGUAUCAGGAUCGGUUGCUGGCUGAUCAACGUGGCAGUGAGGUCCCGGUGAUGGCUGAGACUGUCCACGGCGUGUCUGUCACCUGCCAUCAGCCCCUCGUACAUCGGGCCCAGGAGAAGAAGAUCCAGCAUAGCUGGGCGUUCUGUGUCCACUCUGAGGACCCUCUGCUACAUGUGGCCUUGCUUAAGCAGGAGCCUGGAGCAGUCUUCUCCCUGGUGGCACCCUGCCUCCCACCAGGCCGGCUCUACGCGAGCGGGGAGCGCUUCCGUGUGCCCAGCUCCCGAGCAGAGUUCCAGGUGGGGGUGCGAGUGCAGACCACCUCCUUCGGCACCUUCGAGCAAUGGGUGGUCUUUGACUUUGGUCGUCGGCCGGUGCUGCUUCGGAAGCUGGGGCUGCAGCUGGGCCAGGCACACUGCUCAGAGCUCUGCCGGAGGCCAGCACCUGGCCGCCCUGAGGAGCUGGAGCGCUGGCACCCUGGCAACCGCCACGUGGUGCCUUGUGUGGAGCAGCCAGCUGAGCAGGCAGCCCUGAUGGCCAAGUACAAGGUGCCCACCCUGGCCCUGGUCAGUCACUGCAGCCCGGCCUCGGAGCCCAUCUCUCCCGCCAACUAUCGGCAGAUCAUGCACCACUUUCUCUACGAGGAGGAGGCUGCUCGGCAGCAGCUCGUGGCCAAGCUGAGCCUGCGGGGCCGUGUGUCCCUGAAGACUUCACUACAGACGCCGGCGCUUGGCAUGCUCUUUGCACCCCCAGGAGCCCUCUAUGCUGAGGUCCUUGUCCCCUCUUCUCUGAUGCCAGACACGGACCAGGGUUUUCUUCUGAGCCGGGAGGUCAGCACAGCCCUGGUGGCCCCUGUGCCUGCACCUGACAACACUGUGUUUGAGGUGCGGCUGGAGAAGCGAGCCAUCACCGAGCAGGCGUUGUGGCUGCUUCUGCCUAAGCAGUGCUGUGUGGCCCUGGGGCUGCAGGCUGAGGGCAGCCUCACCUUGGAAGUGCAGUUCCAGAUUGACCCACUCAACUUCAGGUUCUGGCAUCAGGCAGUAGAUGCGUUGCCCGAGGAGCGCCUGGUGGUGCCUGACCUGCCCACCUGUGCCCUGCCCUGUCCUCGUCCCAUCGCACCCUUGUUACGUGGUAACCACAAGCAGAAGCUGGCCAUGGGGCUCAUUGCAGGCAGCAGCACGGGAAGCACGAAGCCUGUCCCCCCGUUGCUCAUCUAUGGCCCCUUUGGCACUGGCAAGACCUACACUCUGGCCAUGGCCACCCUGGAGGUUGUUCGGCAGCCUCACACCAGGGUGCUCAUCUGCACACACACCAACAGUGCUGCCGACAUCUACAUCCGGGAGUAUUUCCAUGGCUAUGUCAGCAAGGGCCACCCUGAGGCAGCUCCUCUCCGGGUGAUGUACACCGACCGGCCACUAAACCAGACAGACCCAACCACACUGCGGUACUGCUGCCUGACAGAGGACUUCAGAGCCUUCCGCCUGCCCACAAAGGCGGAGCUGGCAGGGCACCGUGUGGUGGUCACCACCACCUCACAGGCCCGUGAGCUCCGGGUGCCUACUGGCUUCUUCUCCCACAUCCUCAUCGAUGAGGCUGCCCAGAUGCUGGAGUGUGAGGCCCUCACGCCGCUGGCCUAUGCCUCACCGCACACCCAUGUGGUGCUGGCAGGGGACCACUUGCAGGUCACCCCUAGGCUCUUCAGUGUGCCCAGGGCCAAGUCUGCCAAGCACACCCUGCUGUACCGCCUCUUCCUUCACUACCAGCAGGAGGCACACGAGGUCGCUCGGCAGAGCCGCAUCAUCUUUCACGAGAACUACCGCUCCACAGCCGCCAUCAUUGGCUUCAUCUCUCGCCACUUCUACGUGGCCAAGGGCAACCCCAUCCAGGCCAGUGGCAAGGUCCCACCCCACCCCCGACAGUACCCACUCAUGUUCUGCCACGUGGCAGGCACUCCCGAGCAGGACAUGUCCAUGGCAUCCUGGCUGAACCCAGCGGAGGUCACACAGGUGGUGGAGAAGGUACAGGAGGUCUACAACACCUGGCCCCACUGCUGGGGUGUUCGGGAGCAGAAGAGCAUCUGUGCUGUCUCGCAUGGUGCUCAGGUCAGUGCACUGAGGCAGGAGCUGAGGAGGAGGAACCUGAGUGAGGUGUCUGUGGGCAACUUUGAGAUUCUGCCAGGGCGGGAGUUCCGGGUAGUGGUGCUGAGCACUGUCCACAACCGCCACAGCCUACUCAGCCCUGGGGCGCCCACCUUGGAGUUCUUCACCGAUGCUCGUGUGCUGAACACAGUCAUGACCCGAGCGCAGUCCCAGCUGGUGGCUGUAGGUGAUGCCAUGGCCCUUUGCUCUUUUGGGGCCUGCAGCAAGCUCUGGAAGAGCUUCAUCCAUGAGUGCAUGGAGCACCGCAGUAUCUUCCCCGAGGGCUUGUCCUUGGCGCAGAUCGAGCAGGGUGUGGCCCAGAGGCAGCACUGGGACCCCGUGGCACUCAGAGCAGAGAGAACUUGGGCAUCAGUAGCCAGGGACGCUAGCCUGGAUAGGGCAGCCAGGGGCCCAGCCACAGAGCACACAGCCACGAACAGUAAGGCCACAGUAAUGACAAAGGCAGGGGACACAGCUGUUGAGGGUCCAAACUCAAGGGAAGCAGCCACGACACAGAUGAAGCCAGCACCAGGAGGGUACGCAGCCAAGGGGGGCCCAGCAGCAAGGCCAACUGCCCCGGAGGGCGGAGCAUCUGAGGACGCUGAGGACUCAGAGUCUGACUUCUGGCCCUUUGACUGUGAGCUCAAUGCUGAUGAUGCCAUCCUGCAGGAGCUCCUGGAUGAGAGCCGGCAGGUGAUGGUGACUGUUGGGGAGGAUGGGCUCUUGGACACCAUGGCCAGACCUGCAUCCCCACGGCAGGCCCGGCAGUACAAGAACCUGCCCUUGGCCACGCUGAGGAAGCUGAUGCGCUCAGAGCCUCAGCUAUAUCGCCGUUGCACCUUCCUGAAGGAGACCUUUGAGCGGGCAUCAGCUGUUCCACUGGACGAGGUGGCCUCUAGCCCCAUCCAGAUCAGGGGCCGCUUGAACUGUGGGAUGGCCUUCACCGGGGAUGAGGUGCUGGUGCAGCUCCUGGGCCAGUUGGCUGGUGAGAGUGGUGCCCCGGGGAGGCUCCAGGGCCGCGUGGUGGGUGUGCUAAAGAGGAAGAGAGAUGAGCUGGCAUUUGUGUGCCGGAUGGAUGAGUGGGAUCCCCGCAUCAUGAUCCCCAUCAACAGCUCUGUGACCAAGAUCUUCGUGGCUGAUCUGAAGAACCCACUGCAGGUUCCCAUCCACCGUCUGCUCCAGGGCCAGGUGCAGUGUGUGGGGCACAGGCGCCUCACUGCUGAGGGCAGGCGUACACAGCUCUUCUGGGUCCGCAUCAUCCUGUGGAGGGAGCGUUUCUACUACCCCCUGGGCAUCAUCCUGGAGGUGCUUCCUGAGGCCACCAGUUGGGAGCAGGGCCUCCACAUCCUUGGCCUGGAGCAUGGCUUGCGAACCUCCUCGCCGGACUCGGCCUCCGUCUCGAAGGCACUGCAGAAAUACCAUGCAGAACUCAGUCCAGCUGCUGGCCACCGAGAGGAUUGCCGCAGUUUCCUGACCUUCACUGUGGACCCUCAGGGUGCUUGCAACCUGGACGAUGCCCUCAGUGUCCGGGACCUGGGUCCCAGGUGUGAGGUGGCUGUGCACAUUGCUGAUGUGGCCAGUGUUGUGCCCAGGGAUGGGGUGCUGGACGUGGAGGCCCGCAGGCAGGGUGCUGUGUUCUACGCCCCUGACAGGGAGCCAGUGUCCAUGCUGCCAGCCAGCCUGUGCCAAGAUGUGCUCAGCCUCCUGCCGGGCAAGGACCGCCUGGCCAUCUCUCUCUUCCUCACCCUGGACAAGGGCAGCGGCCAGCUCAGAGGCCUGCGCUUUGCACCCACUGUCAUCUGCUCUAACCGGCAGCUAUCCUAUGAAGAGGCCGAGGUGCUGAUCAGGGAGCACCAGGGUGCUGGUAUGCAGCUGCCGGCUUGCCUGGACUCCAUGGAGGCCUGUGUGGUGGCUGCCUGCUAUUUCUCCCGGGUGCUGCGCCGGUGUCGCCUGCAAGCCACCUGCCACUAUGAGCCCCCUGACGAGGACAGCACCCUAGGCUUCCGUGCAGCCCACAUCAUGGUGCAAGAGUACAUGAUUCAGUUCAACAGCCUGGUGGCCAAGUUCUUGGUGGGCAGCAAGCACACACAGGCGCUCACACCCCUGAGAUGGCAGCCCAAGCCCCUGAUGGCCCAGCUCGAAGCUGUAUCCGAGAGGCACAGAGAGCUGGUACCUUUGUCACUGCACCUCCGCCACCACCUGCACAGCCAUAGCAGCCCCAAAACACAACUGUACCUCCUGUCCUCCCUCUGGAAGCACGUCCAACUUGCUGCCCACAGCCGGGAUUAUGGCCAGAUGGUAGAUCUCAUCACCACUGAUGACAUGCACCCCUCCCUGGCUCCUGCAUGCCUGGACCUGCGCAAGGCCCUGGGCCGCUCCUUUUUUGGCCGCUCCAGCCAGAGCGAACAGCAGCUGACUGGCCACUACGCAUUGCGGGUGGACUGGUACACAUGGGCCACUUCGCCCAUCCGCAGGUACCUCGAUGUGGUGUUGCAGCGGCUGAUCCUGCUGGCGCUGGGCCAAGGAGGUUCCAUGUACUCCUCCAGGGACAUCGACCGAAUCUGCCAGGACUUUGCCCGUCAGCAUGCAUGUGCCCAGAGCUACCAGCGACGGGCCUGCAGCCUGCACCUGGCCACUCACCUCAAGGCCCAGCCUCAAGAAAAGCUGGGCUUUGUAGUGAAUGUGGAGCCCGGCACUCGCUGCUUCAAGCUCCUCUUCCCUGCCAACCGAGAGACCCUGCCCGACCCAUGCCCUGUCCACUAUCACUCCCUGCAGCUAGCUGAGCACCCUCAUGACCUUACAAGCCAGAGGGGCCUAAAACUUGUAUGGCGGCGCCGCGUCUACUCUGUGCAGGAGUCCAAGCUGCCCUCUCCACUGCCUGGCACCCUGUUUGACCCACAUGUCUGGGCCAUCAACACAACCCUGUGGAAGCAGCUGCUGGUCCUGGUGGAAGAGGAGCGCUGGCUGGAGGCAGCCACCCUCAUCCAGGAACAAAAUGGGAGUGAGUGUCAGAGGCGGCAGCUGGUGCAGGUGCACCGGAGCCACUGCGGCCACUUCCUGGAGGUGAUCCGGGAGCUGCGCAGUGGGGAUACUCUGCAGGUCCAGUUCUGUGCCAGCAUGCAGCGAGGCUUCCUGGUCCCAACCCUGCAGCUGUGGACCGUGGCGCCUGGCCUUAGUCUCUGCCUGGAGCAUGUAGAGCACCCAGUCAGAUGCUUCUCGUGUCAUGCAGAGCAGGCCUCGCGGGACCGGUACUGUGACGUGGAAGAGUACCUGUUCAUAUGGGGGCCCCUCUGUGCCCAGGAGUCAGUCACCACUGCUGUUGCUGAGAAUGACUCCAUCGUGCUGCAGCACGUGUGCAUUUCCUGGAGUGCAGAGUGGACACAGCAGGGGCAGCUCCAGGGUGCCUUCCACCUGGACCCUGACUUCCUCCAGGAGAACUGCACUGACAUCGACUUCAGCUGCUGCUACCUCUGCAUCCGGCUUGAGGGGCUUCCAGUGCCACCAGCCAGCCCACCCCCUGGGCCCAGCAGCCUCGGCCCCCUCCUGAGCAUCGAUCCUGACACGUAUGCCUGGGUGGCCCACGGGCUCACAGACAGGCGUGGCCAGGAGGACCAGGCAGACCAGCAGGAGGCCCCCAAUGGGGUGCGCUUCUUCAUCCACCACAUGGCCAUGGAGAAAGUUCCAGAAAGUGUGCUGAGGCCCAGCUCCCGGUUCACAGUGGAGGUGCUGCUCAAGCAGCUUCCUGACCUCCGCAAGGAGGCAGCUGUGCAGAGGCUGAAGGAGGCAUCCCCGCUGGUCGUCAGCAUUGCCCUCGGCCGGCCCAUCCCGCAGCCCCGGGCCCCCUCUCACCAGCAGCCCCACCACGGGGGGACAGCUAACAGGUUCCUGAAGCAACAGGCCUUUGACAUCCGUGGGGGCCACCACAAGCUGAAUGCCAGCCAGAACAGGGCCAUCAGACAGGCUCUGGAGAAGCCGUUCACAGUCAUCCAGGGUCCACCAGGUACAGGGAAGACAUUUGUGGGCCUCCACAUCAUCUUCUGGUUCCACAAGUCAAACCAGGAGCAAGUACCAAUCAGAAGCCUCGACACAGAGCAGCCAUGGGGGGGCCCGUGCAUCUUAUACUGUGGCCCCUCCAACAAGUCUGUGGACGUCCUGGCAGGAAUGCUCCUGAGUUGGAGGGCAGAACUGAAGCCCCUGCGUGUGUACAGUGAGCAGUGUGAGGCCACCGAGUUCCCAGUGCCGGGUGUGGGCAGCAGGGCCCUGCACAACACCCCCCGGGAGGGGAGGCCAAACCAGACCCUCAGGAGCAUCUCCCUGCACCACCGCAUCCGACAGGCCCCCAACCCAUUUGCGCCAAAGGUCAGAGAGUUUGAUGCCCGGGUGAGCAGAGGGGAAGUCUUCUCCAGGGAGGACCUCGCCUCGUACAGGAGGGUCAUGUGGGAGGCGCGGAAGUUUGAGCUGGCUCGGCACUCUGUCAUCCUGUGCACCUGCUGCUGUGCAGCCUCCCCCUGCCUCCAAACCCUCAAUGUCCGGCAGAUCCUCGUGGAUGAGGCCGCCAUGGCCACCGAGCCCGAGACCCUCAUUCCUCUAGUGCACUUUUCAGAGGCCGAGAAGGUGGUUCUCCUGGGGGACCACAAGCAGCUGCGGCCUGUGGUCAAGAAUGAGCAGGUGCGAAACCUGGGAAUGGAGAAGUCCCUCUUCGAGCGCUAUCACAGGGACUCCUACAUGCUGGACACCCAGUACCGGAUGCAUGAGGUCAUCUGCACCUUCCCCUCCGUGGAGUUCUAUGGCGGGAAGCUGAAGACCUGGCAGCACCUGUGGCGGCCACCUAGCAUCCUGGGCCAUGCGGACAAGGACAGCUGCCCUGUCAUCUUCGGCUAUGUGCAGGGCCACGAACAGAGACUGCUGGUGACCACAGAGGAAGGGAAUGAGAAUUCCAGGGCCAACCUGGUGGAGGUGGCAGAAGUGGCUCCUAUGUCCUGCUCCCCCUGCCACUUCAUUCCCCAGAUCCGCAUCACCAAGCAGCUGACACUGGACCCGACAGUGGACCCCAAAGACAUCGCCAUCCUCACACCCUAUAAUGCACAGGCUGCAGCCAUCAACAAGGGCCUUAUGCGGGAGGGUGUCAGUGGAGUGACUGUGUCCUCCAUCACCAAGAGCCAAGGAAGCGAAUGGCGCUAUGUGCUGGUAAGCACUGUCCGCACAUGCCCCAGGAGUGACGUGGACCAGCGGCCGACCAAGAGCUGGCUCAGGAAGUUCCUGGGCUUUGUCGUGGACCCCAACCAAGUGAACGUAGCCAUCACCCGGGCCCAGGAGGGGCUCUGCCUGAUUGGAGACCAUGUCCUGCUGAGCUGCUGCCCUCUCUGGCGCCGUCUCCUGGACUUCUGCAAGGGCCAGCAGAGCUUUGUGCCGGCCAACAAGGUGCGGGUCCGCAGGAGGCCUGCGGUGUCACUGUGAAGAGCCCCUGCAGCCCAGCCCCUGAGGGCCAGAAGCAUGGGCCUGCGGCAGGCAGCAGACUGGGAUGACAGGAAGCAAGCCCCACGUGAUCUUCCUGUUUGUGCCUGAACUUGGGAGGAGGAAGAAAGGGCGGAACCCGGCCUGCUUACUCUGCUUUGCUGCUCUUCACAGGACAGCCCCCAAAACCUGGGCUUCAGGCAGGUCCUCUCCCUGGAGGAAAGGCUCUUCCCCUUCCCUCAUUGUUCUCUGUCCCGCUGGGGCAGGAAAGGCAGAGCCAUGCCAGAUGCCAGCACCAGUAUGGCCUGGCCUCCUACUGGGAUGAGAAGAGCUGCCUGCCGGAUACUCCUGGGUGCCAGCCACAAGGUGCCCCAACCCCACCAGGCUGUGCUUCUGCUCUGAGCCGUGUGUGCCCCUUGCCCAGGGUCUUUGGGACCAACACAGUCAUAGGCCACCACAGGGACACAGGACAGGCAAAACUGGGCCUUUAACUGCUACUCCCUAUCAACACGAUUAGUACUUUCUUCUGAGGUAGUCAGGAACUUAAAAGCAGUUGUCAACUACGAGCGUGGGUCCUUGCCUUAGUGAUAAUGGAAGUUAAAGCUGAAGCAGGAAUUACAGGAAAAGGCUAUAAUUAGGAGAAAAUAAGGAGUGCAGCUCUGAUAAAGAUCAAGCCAGUCCCUUAGAAAGGAAGGAGCAGGUAGGGAAAGGGCCCCGGAGGAGGGGCAACCUGGUGCAGAGGCCCAGACCGGCCACCCAGGAAGCACCGGCCAUCUCUGCAGGACCAGCUGAGGUGGGCUGGGCUCUGACAGGUCCCUGUCUCAAUUCUGGCUUCCAGCUCUGCAGGAACCCUCUUGGCUCGAGGGCUGAUUCCACCCUGUAAAGUGAUUAUCUCUGCAGUAGUUUUGGUCAUGUGAGGCCCUCCCUAUUCAGCCUGGUACCCAGGUCACUCUCGUUCAAGAUGAUGGCUGGAGAUUGCAGUCGUCGCUCCGGGGAAGGGUCUGGAGCUGGACAGCAUAAGGCUGGGAAUUGGACGUCCUUCUGAAUCUUGAGAAGUACUUUAGUUACUCUUGGUGUCUUCUACUUUGAAAGGGGAUAAGAUAGGCUAAGUAAACUUAAGGCUAAUCAACUUCGUAGACUUAAAAAAAAAUGGUGGCCAGGCAUGGUGGCACACACCUGUAAUUCCAGCACUCGGGAGGCUGAGGCAAGAG